UUCACCCCCACCGACAGCUCUCCCUCCCCUUUCUCCCCCCCCUUCAAAGUUUUCUUAGGAGUGAGGAGAGGGGUUGGGGAGGAAGAGGGUCCAGCCAUCCCCCGUCCUUACCCUUCUCCCUGUCUAACUUACCCCCGCCUCCCUUCCCCUCCAUCCCCUGCGCGCCGCUGCCCCUCCGGAGCUGCGCUCCAAACUGACAAUUGGAGCGCGGCUCCUUUAAGAGCCCGGCUUUGCCUCCCGGUAGCUGAAGGUCAUUAAACACAAAAGCUCUCAGCGCUGCGGUCCAAUAUAGCGCAUGCGCCCUGCCCGAGGACUGGCAGAGAGACGGCAAUAUGGCGAGAAUGCCUGGCAGCGGGGACUGUAACACCAGCGCGGGCGGCAGCGCCAGCGCCGCCGCCGCCGCCGCCGAGAACAAUGGGGAGCGGGGCGAGGGCGAGCGCGGUGCGGGGGGCCGCGGCCGCCGCCACGGCCGCCCGCACUACUGCAGCGCGGGCGAGGAGGAGGAGGAAGAGGAGGAGGACGACGAGAUCCAGGAGGUGCAGAUAACGGGGGACGAGGAGGAGGAGGAGGAGGACGGAGGUGGGGGGCUGGAGGAGGACGAGGAGGAGGAAGAGGAGGAGGAGGAGAUGGGGCUGGACUGGGAUGAGCCCCUGGAGCCCGAGGACUCGGCCGGGGAGGAGCUGGAACCCGAGCCGGUCCAUAUGAUCAAUAUGGACCAGAGCGCCGCGCUGGAGCCCGAGGCGCCGCCGCGAUUGCUGGCGCCCCGGGCCCGCGGCGGGCCGCCCGGGGACAGCGCCGAGCUGGACCCCGACGUGCUGCAGCGCCCCGAGCGGGCCCGGCUGAGCGAGAACACCCGGCUGGCCACCCGCUACGCCGUGCGCAUCUUCCGGGAGUACCUGAGCGAGAAGGCGCAGAGCCCGGACUUCGAGACCAUGGACAAGGGGGCGCUGUGCCGCGUGCUGCGCUCUUUCUACGCCGAGGCCCGCUCCAAGAGCGGCCAGCUCUACAGCAAGUCGUCGCUCAUCAGCAUCCGCAGCUCCCUCAACCGCUACCUCAACGAGCCCCCGUACUGCCGCACGCUCGACCUCACCAAGGACCCCGAGCUGCGCAGCGCCAACCUGACGCUGGCCGCGGUCAUCCGCAAGCUCGAGGAGCAGGGCGCCGGGCCGGUGGUGCAGAAGCAAGCCAUCACGCGUGCCGACCUGCGCAAGCUCUACACCUCCAGCGUCUUCAGCACCAACACGCCCUUCGGGCUGCUCAACAAGGUCUGGUUCGAGACGUGCAUGUACUUCUGCACGCGCGGCCGCGAGAACCAGCGCGAGCUGGAGGAGGACUCCUUUGGGCUGGCUAUGGACGAGGACGGCCGCAAGUUCGUCUACUUUAAGUCCCUCGGGCCCUACCACAAGUCGCGCUCGUCGUCGUGGAGCAAGAAGCGUGCAGAGAGCAGCGACGAGGAGAACUUGCCCCGCAUGUACGAGACGGGCACCGAGUUCUGCCCCUACGCCAGCUUCGUGAAGUACCUGUCGAAGCGCAACCCACUCUGCAAGGCGUUCUUCCAGCGGCCCCGGGACCACUGCAGCGAGGGCGAUGUGACCUGGUACGAGAACAAAGCCAUCGGCAAGAACUUGCUGGGCACCAGGAUGCAGAUGCUCUCGAAGGCGGCCAAGCUCUCCAAGACCUACACCAACCACUGCAUCGGCGCGGUCUCCAUCGCCACGCUCAACAGCAUCGCUGGCAUCGGCACCAAACUGGGCUCGCCCGCCCCGCAGGGCUGCUACGCGGAGGCUCUGAACGGGGCGGCUCGGCACCACUCCCACCACCCCCCCACCCAUCCCUCCCACCACCACCGCCCCCAGCCGCCCUCGCUGGGGAACACCUAUAUCCUCCCCAAAGACAGCCAGGUCGGGCCCGACGUGAAAUCCGAGGCUGCGCCCAAGCGCGCUCUGUACGAGUCCGUGUUCGGGUCGGGGGAUAUCUGCGGCCCCUCUUCCCCCAAAAGACUUUGUAUCCGCCCCUCGGAGCCUGUGGAUGCGGUGGUGGUGGUUUCCGUGAAACACGACCCCCUGCCUCUUCUUCCAGAAGCCAAUGGGCACAGAAGCACCAAUUCUCCCACAGUAGUUUCACCUGCUCUUGUUUCCCCCACCCAGGACAGUCGACCCAAUAUGUCAAGACCUCUGAUCACUAGAUCUCCUGCAUCUCCACUGAACAACCAAGGCAUUCCUACUCCAGCGCAACUCACAAAAUCCAAUGCGCCCGUCCACAUUGAUGUGGGCGGUCACAUGUACACCAGCAGCCUGGCCACCCUCACCAAAUACCCCGAAUCAAGAAUCGGAAGACUUUUUGAUGGUACAGAGCCCAUUGUUUUGGACAGUCUCAAACAGCAUUAUUUCAUUGACAGAGAUGGACAGAUGUUCAGAUAUAUCUUGAAUUUUCUACGAACAUCAAAACUCCUCAUUCCUGAUGAUUUCAAGGACUAUACUUUGUUAUAUGAAGAAGCAAAAUAUUUUCAGCUUCAGCCCAUGUUGUUGGAGAUGGAAAGGUGGAAGCAGGACAGAGAAAGUGGUCGCUUUUCAAGGCCCUGUGAGUGCUUAGUGGUGCGUGUUGCCCCAGACCUUGGAGAAAGGAUCACGCUCAGCGGUGACAAAUCCUUGAUAGAAGAAGUAUUUCCAGAGAUUGGCGACGUGAUGUGUAACUCCGUAAAUGCAGGCUGGAAUCACGACUCAACGCAUGUCAUUAGGUUUCCACUGAAUGGCUACUGUCACCUCAACUCGGUCCAGGUCCUCGAGAGGUUGCAGCAGAGAGGAUUUGAAAUCGUGGGCUCCUGUGGAGGAGGAGUGGACUCGUCUCAGUUCAGCGAGUACGUCCUGCGACGGGAGCUGAGGCGGACGCCCCGCGUACCCUCUGUCAUCCGGAUAAAGCAGGAGCCUCUGGACUAAAUGGACCGAUUUCUUAUGCAAAGAGGAAAAAAAGAAAACCGUACACAACAAACAAAUAAACAAACAAAAGGGACAUUUAUGUGCAGUUGGGACAGCAAACCAAGUCCUGGACCUAAAAUUGAAUAAAAAGACACAUUUAUAUCCAAUAGAGACCACACCUGUAUUCAUAUGGGAACAAUUGGAAUAGUGAUAUCCUCAAGGUGUAAAAAAAUAUAUAAAUAUAUAUAUAUGUCAAAAGGUAGGAAAUGCAAAAAAAAGGAAAAAAAAAAAGUUUUAAAAGGUGGUAGCUACAGUUGGUGCUGUGAUGGCCGUGAGGUGUCCUGGGCCUCCCGAGGCCCCCCGACCAAUAGAGAAGCCAUGAGCAGUGAGGACGCAUCUCCUUACGGUUUCCAUUGCCAACAGCCAUCCGUUGUUUCCUUUUCCUCUGUCUUUCUUUUUCCUUUUUUUUUUUUAAAAAAAAAAAACAAAAAAAAACCAAAACACCUUGACUCGAGUUUAUUUGCAUAUGGAGGUUUCAUGUCCUCUCUUUUAGGCGGCACCAGGCAGGACUUCAGAAAAACUCUCGUGAGCACACCGCAACCGAAAGACAUUAGACAUGAAAUUUUAAAUGUAGUUUGUACAGAAGUCACACUUUUUUGUCCGCCUUCACAGAUGUGAACAUUACUUUGUUUUUAAACUGAUCAGUUUUGCAAAGGGGCCAGAAUUAUUACUUGUUAGAGUUGCUCCAGUUUGAGUCUGCUGCUUUCCUACAAUUUUUCAAAUUUUAUAAUGUAUUAAAUACAAUAAACUCUGUUUAAAAAAUAA
Messenger RNA from Neogale vison (American mink), 3740 nucleotides. RefSeq names its product potassium channel tetramerization domain containing 1 (gene KCTD1). Gene Ontology annotation, molecular function: transcription corepressor activity; transcription factor binding. Gene Ontology annotation, biological process: protein homooligomerization; negative regulation of DNA-templated transcription. The transcript has 5 exons. Gene Ontology annotation, cellular component: nucleus. Lineage: Eukaryota; Metazoa; Chordata; Mammalia; Carnivora; Mustelidae. Bases 333 to 2936 code for a protein of 867 amino acids. The record is from RefSeq and is a predicted model, not a curated record.